ACCUUCACCUCUUCAUUUUACUAUCAUGCUCAUGAUGAUGACCAUGAUCAGCGCUAAGCAAUUCUGUUGUGUUUAGUUAUAGUCUUAGUUGUUUGUUUCCUCUCCACAGAUUGUUUUCAUCUCAUGGCUCUUAAUGAGUUUUAGUAUUAAGAUUCCACUGGUUCAUAGGUUUUAAGCAGAACCCUUCAGUUGUAAGAGUAGCAAUAGAAGUAGUGCAAUACUAUUUACUGUUGAUUCUAGAUUGAUUAGAUUUAGGUUGGAGCGUUCCCAGGUAUGUCUGUUACAUUCUCCUCGGCCUUUGUCAGACUGCUGUUAUUGUAUCCAAUACCCCAGUGCUUAGAGUCAAGUCUAUACACCAGAGAUCCUUACUUGUAUACCUUUUGUACUUGGAAUUCUUGAAACCUAAACUAUAGGGUUUAUGAUCUCCUGUUCAACCAUCUGUUAUGGAUUUCAAGUAGAGAGGCUUAAUCAAGCCUUCGAUAUAUAUUUACACAAUCAGUAUCUGUCAAGAGAACUUGAAAAUCCUUUACUGUCAAGUGGUUGGGUAAUCAGUAUAUAUCUAUCUAUCUGUCAGUAGAGAUUGAAAAGCCUCGAAUACCAAAUGGGUGAAUGGUAGAAGAAUUAGGAGAGCUUGAAAGUCCCUGAUUGCCAUCUGGGUCAUCAGUUUAUGUAUCAGGAGAGCUUGAGAAUCCUUGUUUCCGGAGUGGGUCAUUAGCAUAUGUAUCAAGAGAGCUUGAAAAGCAUUAAAAUACCAAGUGGGUAUUCAGUGUCUUUUGCAGUGCAGGAUACCAACUUGGAGGUUGAGGAAGAAAUAGGUGCUUUGGGAGUCGUACUUGAGAGGAAAGAAGAGCUUUAAAGUCCUCGAAGACCAAAGUGGGUGUUCAGUCUAUUGCAUGAUCCAUAACAUAUACCAAUUUGGUGUGUAAUAAGUUCUAUAUAGACUGAAGUAUACUGGAGAGGAGGACUUGGAAGACAUGAGUACAGAGGUUGUAGUAGGGCAUGGUGAAGGAUCUUCAUCCAAUGGGACUUGUGAAGGCAGCAGGGAAGUUAUUGCAGCCACUGCACAACCAAGCCGGUAUGAAUCACAGAAGAGGAGGGACUGGAACACUUUUGGCCAGUAUUUGAAGAACCACAGGCCUCCCUUGGCCUUGGCAAAGUGCAGUGGGGCUCAUGUGCUUGAAUUCCUUCGUUAUCUGGAUCAGUUUGGGAAAACUAAGGUUCAUGUGCCUUCCUGUCCAUUUUUUGGGCAUCCACAUCCUCCUGCUCCCUGUUCUUGCCCUCUAAGGCAGGCAUGGGGUAGUUUGGAUGCACUCAUAGGACGCCUGAGGGCAGCCUAUGAGGAGCAUGGAGGUAAGCCUGAGUCAAAUCCAUUUGGAGCAAGGGCUGUCAGGCUAUACCUGAGGGAAGUCAGGGACAUGCAGGCCAAGGCAAGGGGUAUUGCCUAUGAGAAGAAGAAGCGUAAGAGGCCUCCAAUUCAGCAACAACAGCAGCAGCAACAGCAGCAACAGCAGCAGCAGCAGCAGCAGCAAGUCCAUCAUCAGCAUCAGCAUCAUCACCAGGCUCACUUUGUUCCAAAUGAUCCUAAUACAAAUCCUGCAAUGAUGAUUGCCAUGCCCAAUCAGAAUUGAGUAUGAUGAUGGCCUUUGUUUCUGCUAUUAACUUAUAUCUGUAUAAAUGAUCAGGUCUGUAAUCAGAAAGCCCAACUAUAAACUCAUAUCUGAUCAUUAUAACCCACCUUUCUCUUCUAUUUCAAGGUCUAUCGAAUAUGUAAGUGUCUUCCUUAUGUUAUAUGUGAGCUCUAUUAUGUGUGCUUCUCUAUCUAUCUGUCUACCAUGAUCCAUAUGUCUAGGGUCUCAUCCUGUUAUUCCUAUGUUUGUUUUUAGGAUCUGUAUCCAUCUUCUUGGGUGGUCCUUCUAGGCUUAACUGUACUGGGAACUGCCACGCCCUAUUGUAAUAUCCUCGUAUGUUUCAAUGCACUUCCUAUAAAAGUUUUUGAAAUGCAUAUGCAAAGGGGAUCAUUUUCUGUGUUUAAGUUUUAUAUUAGGUAUCUUAUAAGAUACCAUUACUGUGAUGUCAGUGAAUGUCUAAAAUCUUUUUGGUUUUGAAGCCUGUUAAGGCCUUGUGAAGUCGCUAUCUAUUUACUCCAUGUUUAAGCCUUGGUGUCGUUCUCACAUCUGAAACUGAAGAUCUUAGUCUCGUUAGUAUCUAUAUGAUUAGUGGAAGCUUCGAUUAUUUGGACCUCUUGUGGGUGGGAGGGGGGGACCUAUGCACUGUAUUUGAGAAAACAUUGCAUGGUGGUCCUUGUUUGGAGGCCUUUUAAUCCCUUGAAAUGGAUCUUUAAGGCCAUGAAUAAAUUACUGUAUUAAUAGGAGCUUCAGUAUGUAAAGGGAAUUAGUAUAAUCAUUGUAAUGCAAAAGUAGAUAGAUAUAAGUAGUUAUAAUCAUGUAGCUGGAAUGUUUCAUGUAGAUUGCCUGCCUUAGCCUGCUCUCCUUGCAACUUUUAUGGUUUGCAACGAGUCUGUUGAAGGCAAGGGAACAACAAUGUAUCUCAUAUAUCAUCAAUAUCAAUAUCAGAUCCAUUAAAAGUA
Cryptomeria japonica (Japanese cedar) is the source of this 2587-nucleotide messenger RNA. RefSeq names its product protein G1-like1. Gene Ontology annotation, cellular component: nucleus. Gene Ontology annotation, biological process: response to light stimulus; mRNA transcription. The transcript has a single exon. The record is from RefSeq and is a predicted model, not a curated record. NCBI's taxonomy places the organism in Eukaryota, Viridiplantae, Streptophyta, Pinopsida, Cupressales, Cupressaceae. Bases 975 to 1628 code for a protein of 217 amino acids.